Messenger RNA from Vigna radiata var. radiata (mung bean), 1188 nucleotides. RefSeq lists its product as uncharacterized. NCBI's taxonomy places the organism in Eukaryota, Viridiplantae, Streptophyta, Magnoliopsida, Fabales, Fabaceae. Bases 1 to 1188 code for a protein of 395 amino acids. The transcript has a single exon. The record is from RefSeq and is a predicted model, not a curated record.
AUGGAUGACACAGAUCAAUCUACAAACCCUGUCAGCCCUUUCUACUUACACCUUGGGGAGAAUCCAGGUUUAACUCUCAUCUCUCAAGUCCUAAGUGAGACUAAUUACUCUUCUUGGAGCAGAAGCAUGAGAAGAGCUCUUCUCUCCAAAAACAAGAUCAAAUUUAUGGAUGGGUCUAUCAAGAAACCCAAGAAAGGUGAAGCUUUGUUUGAUGCAUGGGAAAGAUGCAACAUGAUGGUACUCUCAUGGAUUAUUAAGACAUUUUCUCCACAAAUUGCAGAAAGUGUGAUAUACAUUGAAGAAGUAAAAGAAUUAUGGGAUGAGUUAAAGGAAAGAUUUUUUAAAGGUGACUAUUUUAAAAUCUCGGAUCUGCUGCAAGACAUUCAUUCAAUCAAACAAGGGGAAAGAAGUGUUAAUCAAUACUUUACUGAUUUGAAAAUUAUCUGGGAAGAAUUGGAGUCUCUUAGGCCUAUACCCAACUGUACCUGCAAGAUUCCUUGUAGCUCUGAACUCUCAAAAAUCUCUCUGAAAUACAGAGAAAUAGAGCAUGUUAUAUGUUUUUUAAAAGGAUUAAAUGACACCUAUAACAUUGUCCGAACCCAGAUUUUGUUGAUGGAACCUCUGCCAAACAUCAAUCGCAUUUUUUCUCUCAUUAUGCAACAAGAGAGACAGGAAAGGUCAAAUACUACAAGCCAAAAUCAUACUGCUGAGACCACCAGAGUAUUAGCCAGUGUUACUGAUAGGAAUGGGAAUUGGAAGACAGAGCAAACCUGGAAAAAUCAAGGUUGUGGAGUUGGGACACAUGGACAGGGAAAAGGCAGAGGAAGAAAUCCUAACUAUGGAAAACAAGGCUCCUACUGCAACAAGAUGAAUCACACUGUGGAUGAAUGCUACUCCAAGCAUGGGUUUCCACCUUGGUACAAGAAGAGUGAUAACAAUCAAGAGAAAAGGAGUGGCUGGAAUUCUACUAAUCUCUGCCACAACAAUCCUAGACAUGAUAUUACAGACCAGGGAGGCACCAACACUGCUUUCAAGAAUAUCACACCAAAGCAGAUUGAAAACCUUAUCAAAAUGAUUGAGAAGAAUGAUGAACCUACGCAUAAGAUCAAUCAAUUGCAGAGAAAUGACAAUGAGCACAAACCAGGUACUCUUUCUUGGAUUAUUGACACUGGGCCAGUGACCAUGUGA